Ceraceosorus guamensis is the source of this 696-nucleotide messenger RNA. RefSeq lists its product as hypothetical. The record is from RefSeq and is a predicted model, not a curated record. Bases 1 to 696 code for a protein of 231 amino acids. NCBI's taxonomy places the organism in Eukaryota, Fungi, Basidiomycota, Exobasidiomycetes, Ceraceosorales, Ceraceosoraceae. The transcript has 4 exons.
AUGGCGAUGCUGCUGCUGCUGCUGCUGCCUCUACUCGUGACUGCUAUGUAUGCAUGGAUACAAUUCAGCAGGCAACGCAUGGCAGCCAGCAGUCCGACACCGCAGCUGGUCGCAAUGCCGAAGCAAGAGAGACAGACGGAUCGCAGCAACGCGAACAGAAGAAGUGCAGGUCCGCCUGUUCGCAGACCAUCCACCAUCUCCACCACCUCCUCGGGCGGCAAAAGCUCAACCAUGUCGCGCUUGAGCGUGUACGACGACGACGACGACGAUGAUGAUGAUGAUGAGGAGGAGGAGGAGGUGGAGCUAGGAGAGAAUGCAGAGGGCAACUUUCGCCGAAGAACAGGUAGGAGACGUAGGAGCGCAACGACGCAGCAGACGGAAGAUAGCGAGGUGGACUCGGAAGCCGAAGAGACUUUUACGCCGUUCGCUCCGGCUUCUAUGCCGCCUGCUCUGGUCAAACCGACAGCUAGAGCAGGAGGCACGACGCUCAGCUUUGCCAGAAGCGCUAGCGAUGGAUCUGACUUUUACAAUCAGCUAGAAGCGGAGAAGGAGAGGAGCGCGGGUGCGGGUGCUGAUCAAACACCCAGGAUACCUGCUGCUGCCGAGAGCGUAUCGCACAGCACCAGCGACAGGCAUUUGAGCCUUGGUGACGCGAUCCUUCUCUCUGGUGCACCUGCAGCGAUCACCCAUCAAUGA